This is a messenger RNA of Myxocyprinus asiaticus (Chinese sucker), 5258 nucleotides long. It is a transcript of the gene arsg, whose product is annotated as arylsulfatase G. The record is from RefSeq and is a predicted model, not a curated record. The transcript has 12 exons. Bases 258 to 1847 code for a protein of 529 amino acids. Gene Ontology annotation, molecular function: arylsulfatase activity. NCBI's taxonomy places the organism in Eukaryota, Metazoa, Chordata, Actinopteri, Cypriniformes, Catostomidae.
AAAUGAUUAUAUAAUUACGCUGUGAUAAAUAAACCUAGUUUUAAGGGUCAGAUUGAUCAGAAAUAGCUAACAACUAAAAUGCUAGCUUAACCGUAUAAGGGGCGUUACCAUAAAAGUUACGCAAUGUUAACGUCACGAGAGGGGCUGCAGCACAAACACGAGCGUCAACAACAACUAAUGUUCAACAACUGCGAGUUGAAAAACGAUUGAAAUAUUUUCAUCGAGGUCUUCGUUCAGUAUUUGAUUUGGCAUUAAAAAUGGCACAGGUUGGAUUCUGUGCACUACUUAUGUUUCAUUCUCUAUUCUCUGGAUUGAUUCAUCUCAUCACAUGCCAUAUUUGUAAGGAAGGCAAAAUGUAUAAGAAGGACCGACCCAAUUUCAUCAUUAUCUUAGCAGACGAUAUUGGAUGGGGUGACCUGUGGGUGAAAAGACCUGACAACUCCACACCAACACCCUGGUUGGACUCAUUAAUGCUGAAGGGCAAAAGAUUCACAGACUUCCACUCUCCUGCCUCCACAUGCUCACCCUCACGAGCUGCCCUCCUGACUGGCAGACACGGGCUACGCAACGGGGUCACCCACAAUUUUGCAGAGGGGUCAGUUGGAGGACUGCCAUUGAAUGAGACAACGUUUGCUCAGCUCCUGCAUGAUGCAGGCUAUUAUACAGCCAUGAUCGGAAAAUGGCACCUUGGACACAAUAGUUCCUACAAUCCAGUUCAUAGAGGUUUUGACUAUUACUUCGGUAUCCCUUAUAGUAAUGACAUGGGCUGCACUGACAAACCAGGCCUUGACCUUCCCAGCUGCCCUCCCUGCAUCCAAAGUCAGUAUACUAUUAGGAAGCAUGAAGGAUGCUACACCAAAGUGGCAUUACCUCUUUUUGAAAAUGAGACAAUAGUUGAACAACCCUUGGACACAUGGAGCCUUAAGGAACGGUAUGCCACAGCGGCGGUCACACAGAUAUUGACAGCCAGUGUUUCCAGGAAGCAACCUUUCCUACUGUAUGUGUCUCUCGCUCACAUGCACGUCCCACUGUUCCAUAAUACCUUCCUAAACGUUACGACACAGGACCCCUACACAGCCAGCCUCAGCGACAUGGACUCUCUGGUGGGCACAAUCAUGCAGGCGGUCAGCAAUGAGCAGUUGGAAAAUACAUUGAUAUGGUUCACUGGAGACAAUGGCCCGUGGGAACAGAAAUGCCAAUUUUCAGGAAAUGUUGGGCCUUUUGUUGGAAAAUGGCAGACAAGCAGAGGUGGUGGCUCAGCGAAGAGAACCACAUGGGAAGGAGGUCAUAGAGUUCCCACAGUGGUCGCAUGGCCUAAGAAGAUCAAACCCAACAGCACCAGCAGCGCCCUGCUGAGUGGUCUGGAUAUCUUUCCAACUAUCCUCUCUUUGGCUGGUGUAAAACCACCAUCAGGUCGACGUUAUGAUGGCAUUGAUAUAACAGACAUUCUGCUCAACAACUCUGACACGGGACAUAAGAGCCUCAUGCAUCCAAAUAGUGGUGCUGCGGGACAGUUUGGGGACUUUCAAACCAUAAGGCUGAGAAAUCACAAGGCAUUCUACAUCACAGGUGGAUCAGUGGCGUGUGGUGGAGGACGUGGAAAACAGCAGUAUCAUGACCCCCCUCUGAUAUUUGACCUCUCACGGGAUGAGGCAGAAGAAACACCUUUGAACCCUGAGAGUGAGGAGUACAGGUCUGUCCUAAAGGAAGUGGAGAGAGAGAGGGAGGCCCUUCUAUGGGACAUUGCCACAGAUAAGGUAUCGACAGCCGAUUACACUGUGAUUCCAGCUGCAAUCCCCUGCUGUCGGCCACACAACCCCGCCUGUCGAUGUCAUAGUCUGAAAUGAGGUCAGUGGGCUCAGCCUUGAACUCAGAGCUGUUUGUCAAAUGUGUUAGAUCACAUCAACAUAUUGAAAGCACUGUAUUUUCGCACACUGGUAAAACCAUCCCAGAAAACCGCUCUAGUUUAAUAAGUUGCGUUGAUGUGUAAUAACUCUGUGUAACAGAAAAACUGAACAUGUGCAAGAUGUUGCAAUAUGUAUUUAUAUUGAUGUUUCAUUAUGAGAAAGAUAAUUUCUUUUAAAAAAAACAUACCAUAAAUAGACCAUAAUCAUUUAUCCUAUUGUUUGGUUGGUCCUAUUGUUAUCCUAAAAUGACUUAUUGAUGACAGAGUGCUCCAUUUUAGUGUUGCUUGAUUUAACUGCAACGUUUGAUGCAGUUGAUCAUUCAGUUUUAAUUUAUACAUUAAAGAGAUGGGUGGGAAUAUCUGGGGUGGCUUUAGACUGGUUUGUGUCCUAUUUGUCAAAUAGGAAAUUUGUAUUGUCUGUUGGAGAUGAGAUGUCCUCCUCUUCAAAAGUUAAUUGUGGUGUUCCGCAAGGAUCCCUGUCAGGGCCAAUUUUGUUUUCUCUAUAUAUGUUACCUCUUGGUUCAGUAAUUCGAAAACACAACAUUAAUUUCCAUUGCAAUGCAGAUGACCUACAGUUAUAUUUGAUGUUGAAUCCCAAUGAUCUGACUAAUUUAAAUGUUCUUCAAGAGUGUAUAGUAAAUAUAAAAAAUUGGAUGACAUGUAAUUUUCUGCAGUUAAAUUAAGAUUAAACAGUGGUUGUUAUUAUUGGUCAUGGUUUUAAAAAGAUUCAAAUUGAGUCAGCACAUAAUUAUGUGGUCCCAAAUAUUCAGCAGGUGGUGAGAAAUUUGGACAUCUAUUUUGACACAAAUUUACAUUUUGAAUAUCACGUCAGGAAGUUAGUUCCAUCUUUUUUUUAUCAGUUAAGGAACAUUUCCACGGUAAGACAGGUUCUGAGUUUUAGGGAUACAGAGAAGCUUAUUCAUGAUUUUAUUUUAUCUCGCCUUGUUUAUUGUAAUGCACUGUUUUCAACUUUAAAUCAACGCACUUUAGCACGGCUACAAUCAGUGCAAGAUGAGUGUGUUUACUGAGUGUGUUUUGAUUUUAUAUUUUGUGAAGCACUUUGUGCUAUAUUGCGAAAAGGUGCUAUAUCAAAUAAAGUUAUUAUUAUUAUCUAAUUUGUUUAAAAUAUUUUUUUCUUUUAAAACACAGCAUCUAUAUUUAUAGAGAAAUGUCAUACUAAAGGACUUUCUUUCAUAGUUUUGUUAUAUAUCCAUCUUGUGGUAAUACCAUUGCUAUUACUGACUUUACCGAUUAAUCAUAGUUUUGUUAUGUCUCCAUCUUGUGGUAAUACCAUUGCUAUAACUGACUUUACCCAUUAACUUUGUAUUUAGAUCAAGGAAAUUAAGUGUUUUGUAUUUGUACAGCUGAUUAUUUUGAGAAAUAAAAUUAACUUACAUGAUAAAUAGAAUAUAUAUGAACACAAUCAUUAAUUACAUUCACAGGAUUACUGACAAAAGAAUAUAAAUUCAUCCACCCAUCUAACAAAGCCGCUUGACCUAUAUAGGGUCGCGGGUAGUGCUGGAGCCUAUCCCAGCUGGCUUGGGCCGAAGGCAGGGAAGAAUGUAAAUCUGUUUUUCAAAUAAAACACACAUCACUGUACACAUUUCAUGCUGUAUCUAAAACAAGCUUUCUCACUUUUCAGCCUCUUUCUUUAUUUUUUUCUUGUUAGUAAGCACAAUGGUGAAUCCAACCUCUCAUGAAGAAUGCAGUCUAGGUAGACCAGUGUUGCCUUUUCAAAUGAAUGUGUGAAACUGAAAAAACACAUCAUGAAUUAAGAUGUCCUCUUCACAACAAAUUAUAAAAUAAAAUGCUUCAAAUAUUUAAACAUUUGAAUUUGUGAAAUUUGAGUUCAGUAACUUAAGUAAUAAUGUAGGGUGCUUUACAUUUGAAAUAUUAUUGUGCAUUAAUAAUUUCUUUGCUGAUUAAAAAAAAACAAAAAAAAAAAAAACUAUGUGGUGAGAAGACUCAUUUACAGUUUACAACUAAAGGAAAUAUAAAGAUAAGUAGUCAAUGGACAUAAAGCGGUUCCUUUUCCGGUAAUGUCAUUGUUACAUCAGCAAGUCCCUUUUGAGUAAAUGUUUUCAUUCUCAUGAGUAUUAUAAGCAGCCACUGUAACACAAUAUCACAGCAGAAUAUAAAUAGACAGAUGGUCAAUGAGCUACCAACUCUCAGACCUAGUGCAACAUUAAGUUAGGAUGGAUGAAGAAAAAAUAUUACCAUUACAAACAAAGUGUGCUGUAAUUUCUUUUGUAUGUAUAUGUAAAAAAAAAAAAAAAAAAAAAUCUUAGCUCAUUAAAUUAUUGUAUGAAAAUUAGUGUUUUGGCCAAAAAUCAAACAAGACAAUUCAGUUCUAAAGAAUACUAGGAUCUUGCUGACAUAAAUUAAGAAACACUUCAAACAACCACACUGGUUCUGAGUAGAUAUUACAAAUUUAGUAAUAUGAUAUUAAUCACCCAUAGUUCCAACAAAGCAUACGUGUGACCAACAUUUUACCGUCAGAAAAAAAGGGUCAGCCAAAAUUCGUAUUUAAAAAUGCUAAAAUAGAUAUGUCAGCACAUUUCAUGGAGUAAUUCUUGUUGCUAAAAUCACAUGAAACAAACAAUAUUUAGGGAUAAGAAUGGUGAAUAUAAGGAUCAAGUUGCCACUGUGAUGCGCAUUGCUUUUUGUACAGUUCUGUAUCUCACACCCUAUCAUGUGUUUGAAGUAUUUGUUGCAUAUGCAAUUUGUUCACCAUCCUAGUCAGUGCAUUAUCUUUCACAUUGUUUGUAAGAGAAAACUACAGCCCGUCUAAUGAUUCAGUGUAUCUUCUGCAAGCAGUCUGUAACAGAACAUGCGAACAAUGGACCAAUGCAGGAAAAAUUAGAUGUGUUCAUCCCUUUACAGUUGCAUGCACCCACUAUUUUGAGAUCACAGUAGAAGACUAUGGCAUAGCAUACUAUGGGUCCAGUCUGUGACUGUAUGUGUUGACAACAGUCUAUAGUAGAUUCCGUUCACAAGCCAUGCCAAAGGGAAUUAAUUAUCUUUCUCCUGGCAUUGCAUUGAAUCAAUCUCUAUGGCUUGUAAAACAAGGUUGCUGUCUUGAUAAAAAACCUCAGUGCUGUCAUUUUGCACAUUCUCGGUCACUGGGUCAUUUUGCAUGAUUGCUGCUUCCUCAACUUCUCCAAGUAUCAAAAUGUCACUGCUGGUUUGGACAUAUUUUGCAUUGAGCAUGUUUACCUCACCAACAUGAUCCUCAUUGCAUUCUGAGCAGGGAAUGCUUGUUUCACUGAUCUCUGAAUGCUUACAGAUGGUUUUAUUCAUGGACUCUUCCUGGACAGCAGCAUCUAUGCUGGAGUCUUUAUUGCUGACUCCA